GCUCCACGACGCGCCUAGUGUACAUGAGAAUAUACGCAAUCUAAGUUUCGCGGAGACACGCCACUUUACUCUACAACAUUGUUUACAACACCUCCAAUACAUAUACGAUAUCCGUCUCUAUGCAUUGCCUCUAAUAAAUAUAACUCUAUCACUACUCAACAGGCGGUACAUCGUUCGCCAUGAACGACACGACUCUUCCAAAACUCCCUUCUGCCACGGGACAAGAUGCUCCACCAACAGCAGCAUCUGAGCGCGUUUUGAGCGACAACGAUGUUUUCCCGUUUCUUGUGCAUUCCCAAGAGUCAGUGACAAACGGAGGGCCACCAGAAGUCGAUAAUGGCAAGCUGGCGCGCCAGAAGAGAAGGCGAACAAGCCCAGAAGACCAAGCUACCUUGGAAGCAGAGUACAAGAGGAACCCAAAGCCCGACAAAACAGCGCGUCUGGAAAUCGUGAAGAGUGUCGCUCUAGGCGAGAAAGAAGUACAGAUUUGGUUCCAAAAUAGACGCCAAAACACAAGAAGAAAGUCGCGUCCACUUCUGCCACAUGAGAUUGCUGCAUUUGGACUUGGUGGCAUGGCGGCUCUAUCAUCCGACCCUAUACUCGCCAGCACGUUUGGGAGCAGUUUUGGUAGUAGCCAAGGCUCUGACCAAGUACCAGCCAGCCCCGAGACGGAACAAAAUGCCCUUCCCGUAACGCAUACGGAGGGACCCGAGCAAGCCUUCCCUGGCACACCGUCCCCAGCGGCUACUUCUGAUAAUAACCUCCACGGCAGAGGUCCCACUAUGGAGGCUUCCCAGCCAACUAUUACUCCUCUUAAGGCGAAUACUAGCUUCCAAUCUUCGGAAUCUUUUGAUAGUUCCUUUUCCGCUUCCCAAGGGCUUCCUCAAUCCUUACCCAGUACCCUCGGAUACCUUUCCAAUCGUUGGAAUGCAGGAAGCUCUUUCGGCAACCCGCCAACCUCGCAAACACCUGAUUUUAUGACACCCUUAAGCUUUGACCCGCAGCUCCCAUCAUCAUGCCCAGAGCGUCUAAAUGCUUCAACAAUCUCGACGCCCUCAUCAAAUGUGCGUCUCUCGCUUUCUCUAGACGGCAAAGCUGAGCUUGUCUCAACCGAGCUCUCUUCAUCCCCGCCGCGUCCUCAGCAAUCUCGCCCAUCUUCCGCACUGUCUAGUGCUCGUCGUCAUAGUGGUGGCCUCCAACGCAGCCAAAGCACCGCCCUUCCGUUCACCUCCAUCUCUCCCCGCGACGCCCCAUCGACGCCCUUUGUUCCCCGCCUCCCUACUGGUCGCUCCCGUGACGCGCGCACCUGGGAGUUCUGCGCUGACGCCGAGGCACGCGACGAACUUACCACACAAGCCGAGAAUGAGAGCAGUGGUAGUGCAGUAGCUGCCAUUAGUCUGAUCCGCUCAACUAGUUCUACGGCCCUUAAGUCUAACGCGAACAAGCGGAAUGCCCCAAGCGGAAAUAGCGAGAAGCAGCGCAAUGGAAGUGGCAAGAAGCCUAUGCUGGUUAAGGCAGUGAGUAGCCUGGCCGUAAUGCAGACUGUAGGCGGUAAACCCCGCAAAAAUGCCACGAAGCCAAAAGAGAAGGAUGUUGUGGUGCUCGUUCAAAGCCCAGGUGGAGAGAGUGACAAGGAAAACUGGAUUCCAGGUGAAGGCAACGAGGGCAGCCAGACUAGACGACCCCUGCCAAGCCACCGUCCAAAACUCAUCCGUACAAAGGUACUUGGGAACGCGAAGUCGUUCACGGGAGGGAACAGCUCAAAUGUGGGCAGAAGCAGGACUAAGACCACAAAGUCUGUGGAAGCUGAGAUAUUUGAAGAUCCAGAGGAUGAGGUUGUUGAUGUGGAGGUAGAGAAAUUUAUGAGGGGCGAAGUUAGUCCGAGUAAAAAGGGGGACUUGGAUUGUAUCCAAGGACUCCUCAGUCUGAGCCAGGGGAACUGGAGGUAAAGCACUGAGUGCUAAGUGGUAACGAGACGAUAUGCUAUUGUCUGGGUUCUGUUGGAUGGAGGUUUGAUGUUUGAUUCCUGUGUAUACUGGCGGUGGUGUUCUGGAUAGGACGGUUAGGUAGCAUGUUUUGAGUGUUCGGCUCGUCUUUGUUUAAUGAGCUCUCGCUUGCGAUAUAGUCUGUUAGAUUCCACGCCUGAAUACAUGGCAGUCACAAAAUCUUAAGAUACAUAUCCGAUAUAAAAUCCCAUCUGAAAGGUUACUAUGCUAUGAGAUCCCCUCAUCCCAGCGCACACGGGUAUAAAUAACCGUACAUAAUCAACGAAGAUGCAAAUCAUGUACCAUAAUGAAACAAACCGCUCCCCCUUACCUUUCCAAUACCGUUUCCUUCCAGUUUACCAUUUCUCCCUCCCGAAGACGCCUACUUCCACUCUAAAAGCUCUUCUUCUUAGCAUCCUGCUCGUUCGCCUCCGCCUCAAUCGCCUUAGCCUGUUCGGCUUCCUUCGUCUCUCUUACUUUUGCCAUAACCACCUCCCUGAAUAUCGACUGCUUCGCAAUCGCACUCAGACUCCUCUUACCCUCUGGAGACGCAGGUGGCCAGGGAUCCAGGCUCCCACUGGAAGACCCGGCAACAGGAGCAACCGCAGCCGCCUCAGAGUUUUUGGGUAAAUCGGAAUCUGCAGGUGCCUCGUCUUCGUCGUCAUCCUGCAUCUUAAGUGCCUCGAUGCGGUUUGCGAGCUUGAUAAUCUCGAUACCGCGGCGGAGACGUGCCUUCGCCAUGUAGGCUUUGAUCUCGGGCAACAAAUUGUGGUCGGUGGCGUUCUUGCCGCUGAGCCAUGGGUUACGGAGCGCUUCCUGUUACCGUGUCAGUAGUGUCAAACUUCGAUACGUGGCGACAGAUAGAUGGGCAUAAGACUUACGGCGCUUGUUGCUCUGGCAUCGGGGUUCGCCUGGAGAAGGGAGUUGAUGAAAUUCUUGGCAUCGUCGCUGACGUCCUUCCAGUAUCGCUCGUG
Molecule: messenger RNA, 2959 nt
Organism: Pseudogymnoascus destructans
Lineage: Eukaryota; Fungi; Ascomycota; Leotiomycetes; Thelebolales; Thelebolaceae
Exons: 4
Coding region: 180-1949 (589 amino acids)
Biological process (GO): regulation of DNA-templated transcription
Cellular component (GO): nucleus
Molecular function (GO): transcription cis-regulatory region binding; DNA-binding transcription factor activity, RNA polymerase II-specific
Source: RefSeq, a predicted model, not a curated record